AACACUUCCAACGUGAGAAGCAUCGCGCCUCUCAAGACGCUCUUUUGUCAUGGGCAGAGGGCAGAUGGCUUUCCCUCUUUGGCCUCAAGGGGAGAGGCCGUACUUUCCAGCUGCCGGCAAUAGCCGCUCGUUCCCGCCUGCCUUCCUUCCUUCCUUCCACGUGAUCUGCUAUCAAACAAGGAUCCGACUUUCGUUUCUUGCUCUUGGAAAGUGGGGCUUUUUUUUUUUUUAGGGAGAGUUUCUCCCGGUAUCUUGCAGUCCCUUUGGCUUGGCCUGUCGUCGGAAAGACCCUCGUAAGUCAGUCCCGCUGGAAAGCGGGCAGAGUGGAGUGGGGGAAGCGCCUGGCUAGCGACGGUGUGCAAUUCCCUCCUGCAAGUAGAGUCUGCUGGCAGAGUUUGAAAGCGAAAGUAAAGCUUCUCCGUGGAGGACGGCGCAACCAUAGGGAUCCCAUGGGAACUGGGAGCCUGCAAGAUGUUAUAGAGAUAGUCCUCCACUUAUAACUACAGUUGAGCCCAAAUUUUCUAUUGCUAAACAAGAUAGUUAAACUAUGUCAGAAGGCGAAAUUUCAAAAACAUCUACAAGUGAGACUGAACUACUGGAAGAACUAGAAAAAUGGAAGGAAAAGCUUGAAAAAAUUGAAAAGCGAAAGACUGAAAUCCUUCUUUCAAAACUUGCCCUUGAUGAGAAAAGAAAAAUGAAGCAAAAGGCUCUGGCAGAUCUAAAAGAUCAGAGUAAUAAGCAAGUAACUGAAAGAAUGAGGAUAGAGAAGAAACAGCAGGAGCAACUUUCCUUAAUAUGUGAGCAAAAUAGUAAGCUGAGAAAGGAAAUUGAGGUCCUUAAGGUGAAUCUGGCAGCAAAGAAAAUGAAAUGUGGAGAACUUAUCCGGAGUUAUUCGCUUCAGCAAUGCCUACUUAAAAAAAAAAUGAAGUUUGUGCACCUGGAGGAUGCCAAGGAUGAAGAUGACUACACUAACUUCUCCUGCCGUUUUCACUUAGCUACAAAAAUCCCAUUCACAGUCAACCAAGGAGAAGCUCUCAUUCAAUUUGAAGAAGAAUCUGUUGCUCAGCAGCUGAUUAGAAAACAUAACCAUAUCAUCAACCUGGAAAAUAAGGAGAUUGCUUUGAAAGCCUACCCUGUUCCUUUGGAGACAGGAACAACAUUUAAGAUUCAUGUUAAGAUCCUUCAAAGGGAGAUUUGUGUUUCUAACAUCCCAAAUGUAAAAAUUGCUGAGGAGUGGAUGAAAGACAAAUUGGAGCUCCUUUUCUGCAAAGCGAAACUGGGUGAAAUUCAAAAUAUAUUUUAUGAUCCACUCUCACAAAAGGCCAUCGUUACCUUUUCUCAGCCUUUAGCUCUUAAUAAAAUAAUAAGGUAUGAACAAUCCUGUAUCAGUGUGUUUGGAAAGAUCCAUCUUCUCACUGUUUCACCUGUCAUAAAAAGCGUUGUGGAAAAAGUACAGAUGUUUUCAGGAACUUCCAGGAAAACUGUACUGUUAACAGGAAUCGACGCAGAACAGAAAGAUGAGGAGAAUGUGGGAGACAUGAUUGAAAUUCAUUUCCAGAAACCUAGCAAUGGAGGUGGUGAAGUGGAUCGAGUGACCUAUAUUCCCAAAGGAACAAAAACUGUCUAUUUUGAGCUAGAUGAAGCAGAUUUUAUAGGAGAUUCUUGAAGAUGUAGCUGGCUCAGAUUCCAAUUAUGCCAAGAGUAAUUGAAUAGUGAAACCGCUGUUGUUUAGGAAUGAGGCUGCCUGUAACGUAGGGGCAGAACCACCUUCAAAGUCCCGUUUAAAGCUAUGAUGUAUUAAAAGUCCUCUUGUUUCAGUUUUUUUUAAAUGUUAAAAUCAGUGAGACUUAAGUUGUGAUCUCAUCACAACUCACAUCAGUGCUUAUAGCACAAAUAGUCAAUAACAACGGCAUUUAGCACAAUUGUAUGAUGGCAAUUUCUGUGGCCUAGGAAUAAAGGUGACUUUAUGCUGUACGAAUUACA
Messenger RNA from Crotalus tigris (Tiger rattlesnake), 1983 nucleotides. RefSeq names its product N-myc and STAT interactor (gene NMI). The coding region runs from base 548 to 1666 and encodes 372 amino acids. The transcript is spliced from 10 exons. Gene Ontology annotation, cellular component: cytoplasm. The record is from RefSeq and is a predicted model, not a curated record. NCBI's taxonomy places the organism in Eukaryota, Metazoa, Chordata, Lepidosauria, Squamata, Viperidae.